AUGAAUGAACUAAAGGAGCUAAGCAAGAAGGUGAAAGAAAACACCACAGUCAAAAAAGAGGAAAAGAAAAAUGAACCGGAAAUAAAAAACCUAUUUGAGAAUUUCCUGAGUAACAACUCGAUAAAUUACAUAAGCUCCUUCAUAAACAAAACGAAUGGGAUUGAUAAACCGGGGGAGAAUGACCAAGGGGAAGGAAUUCCCCAGGGUGAGGACCAUUUGAAACCCGCACGUCAAAGUGGGGAGAAGCAGACAUGUGGUGAACCCACUGAUGAGAAGGGAAGCUAUCCACAGAACGAUGCACCACCUGGUAAGAAGCACCUUACGGAGAGAAGGAAACAAUACAAGGACGAUUCAGAAGGACACCCUGUGGAAAACAAAAAUGUAAGCCUCAUAAAUGUGAAGAAAAUUUUGCAGAACAAGAAGAAUGUCGAUUUUAAAGACUUGAACAAACUAAUUAACCAUUUUGAUGAGGAAAUAAUUGAGAGAAGUAAAAAGCUGGAAAAGUUCAUGAACAAAAAUAAAAUAAAAAAUGAUUAUAGUGAGCAAAUUUUAAUGAUAGAAAAAUUUAGCAGAGAAAUGAGAAUUAUUGAAAAGAACUUUUCCCAGAAGGAGGACCCGCUCUACCAGAUGUAUUUGAUGAAAAAGGAAAAGAAAAAAAGCUACGACUCGUUAGUCUUUUUUAAAAAUUUCUUUAAAUGUUUAAAUAAUUACCUUCAUCUUUUAGAGAAAGCCGAAACAAAUUAUAAAAAAUUAAAAAUAUGGAAAGUGUUACUUUAUCUGCGUAAUUGUAAGACACAUAUUUUGUUAAUAAGGGCCAUUUUGAAGUCAGCACAAGAGGGGAAUGUGGAUGGGGAAGCUAUGAAUGUGAUGCGGCCACAGCUUAACAUGGAAAAGUCCACCCCCUCCGAUGGCCCUCCCCAGUUCGAUGACUCCACACUAUUGGGAAAAUCGAAUGAUGAGGACAAGUAUAAUGACAUAUUGGGGAAUGAGACAAACAGUGAUGGGAUCCCCACAGAUAAACAUGUUGAUACAAAAUUGAUAGAAGAUUUGAAAAAAAUGUUUUUAACAGAUUCAGUUGAAGAGGAGCAAAAUGAAAAACCCACUCUUAUGAAGGAAAUCAAAAUGAAGUACGACCAUCUCCUUAACAAUUUAAGAUGCAUCGUCCAAGUCACCUUUGAGAAAAUGUUUCUCUUCGACGGGAUCAUAAAAAUAUGUAAAUAUAUAUAUCUUAACCCAAGAGACACAUUUGCAGAAAAUGAAGAAAAUAUUCAGGGGCCAAAAAUCUCCUAUGUGAUGUUUUGGCAUAUGGCUUACAUUCUGAAAAUGCACAGGAAGUACAUGGAGGAAAUAAAAAAACAUUUAUUUUUUAACCUCUUCAAAUUUAUGGUCCUCUUCUACUGCCUUGCCAAAAAUGUGAAUUGGAAAAAAGUAAUAAAUAAUCUCCAUCAAAUGGAACAUAAAUCAUACUCGUUGAAUUAUGCAGAUGUGAAGAAAUUUGUUUCUAGUAUUGUACAAAAAAGAAAUGGCGUUGAUUUGUGCACACAUGACUCUUGUAGCCAUUUUGGCAUGUUUAAAAGUUUCAUCUUUUGUGAGCAUGAUGGAAGAACUUCCGUGGGUGAGGAAGAGGACGCAGGAGGCAAUGAUCCUUUCACUGCUCUUUGUCUAAGUGAUUAUAUAAUUGAGGAUGACGAUAGUGUUGUCAUCGAUGUGGAAAAUUUUUUUGGCAAUUUUUUGGAGUCCUUGGAGGGAGCUCAGAAGAUAAGCCAAUCGAGUUGGUUACCUCCAGAGGGAUCUUCCCCUUUUCAGGGCGGCAAAGUUGAUCUGGAAGGGUCAAAUGACUUGAAGAGUGACGAUGUGAAAGGAAAGCAAGGAGCUGACAGUGGAAGCGCUACGCUUCAGCUCGGCUUCGGUGCUCCUGUUGAGCGGGAAAAGGUGACAGACUGUGCCAAUUUCUUCACCGCACUGUCGCGCUGUUUAUUUGAGUUUCACGCCGUGGCAGAGUUGCUGUUUGUCGAGAGUAGGAAUGGAGGCAACGGCAUGUGUGGAGCAGAAGUGAACGAAACGGACAAAACGGGUGAAGCUUCCCCCCUCGACAUUACCAUCGAGGAAGGGGCUCACGCGGGCGAACUGAAAGACGCAUUUGACUUUUACUUUGGUGCCCAAAAAGGGGAAGAAAAUGGAGGCGAAAUGUAUUUUGUGGAGUACGAAUUGGAGGUACAUGAGCAGGGCAGGUUGAACAAUAUGAAGGAGAAAAUAAGGAGCAAAUAUGAACAGAGCAUGGGUGAACAAAGCAAGGUUGAACAUGUGGAGAGCGGAAACGCAAGUGAACCCCCGAGUGGGCAGGCCGCCUUCUCCCACUACAUGCUGAACAAAGAGUUGAACCAAAAUCUCUUUACCUAUUUUCACCAAAUAAAUAGGAAGAGAAAUAAUUUCAGUCACAUUUUCGAUGUGUACUUUAUGUACAGAUGGAAGAAGGAAGAAAAAAAAUUCGAUCAGUUGGUUAAGAAGAUUUUCCACAAAAAUUUUCACCAUCACCUUGAUCAGACCUACACCGUCCUGAGGGAAAUGUUGCUCUUUAAAAAAGAGGGGGAUUACAUACUAGUAAAUUCCAGCUUGGAUGGUUAUCUGUACAAUCUCUUUUUUGAUGAGGAUAAUAAUUAUGCUUUAAAAAAUGUGGAGGGCUUGACUUACCGUUCGGUUGUGAAAUUCGUUGAGGCGGGACAAGGUGCCUUGAGGGAAGCACUACAAGCAAAGGUUGACAAAAUAAUUGCGCAAAAAAAUAUGCACAGUAAGGGGAUCACGGGUGGGGGAACCUACUGGGGCGGGGAAACUACCUGUGUGGAUAUCCCUGGGGUAGGAAAAUCGAAGAAAGGGCUGCCCCCAGGUGGGGAUGUCAAGAAGACCGUUUUGAGUAAAAAAGGGGGGAAAGACACCCCUCAUGGGGGAUGCGAAGUGGGACAUGCGGGAAACGAAGACGAGAAGGGUGAUAAGUGCGUUCAAGACAAUGAAGGGGGUGUGGGGGGGACCCCCACAACGGACAAAGCGAUCUUAAGUGUGACCGCCGAGCAAUAUCGCAUAGACUGUAUGCGCAUCCAUAAGAAUUUGCUCUACGUCUUUUUCGUAAUAUACCGGAUUGUGCACUAUUCAUACAAAGUUUUGCUCGACAUGAAGGGAGCAGCAUGGAACGACCAAUCGGUACACCAGAUUGAGGGGGGGGGAACUGAAGAGCAAAAAAGGAAACAAAUCAUUGCAAUUAAUACAGUCUUAUUUUGCUACAAAAUUGUUAAGUACAUUUAUGACGCAUUUUUAAGUUAUUGCUUUUUUACAUUUCGAUUUUCUUGUUUUCCGAAGGUGCCAUGUGAAAAUGAAUUUUUGUUGAGCGUAAUUAAUGAUAAUAUAUUUUUAAAAAAGGUUUUGCAAAAUGUUUAUUCUGUUUUCUUGCACCAUCAGCAUUUGUUCAAUUUGUCCAUGUGUGUAGAUGACAUAAUUUCUUUUAAAAAUGUGCAGUUGAGGGAGGAUGGUGGCUUCUGUCAAAGGGGAAGCAACGAAUGGGCCGACGAAGAGCACAUAAAGGGUGGUCACAUCACAAAUAGUGAACAGAAGGAUAGGAAGGAUUGUAACUCAAAAGGUACAAAAUUACGUGCAGAGGGAUAUAUUCUCAAACAAAAUGAAGAAAAAAAAAAAUCGAAUUGUCCCCCAAAAGAGUACUUGCAUUGUAUAAACAAAAUGAGCAUACUGAAGAAGAUUCACCUGUAUAUUGAUAAGUUCCAAAUAAAUUUGAAUUUUUUUAAAAAUAUGUUUGUAAAAAUUUAUAAGGACAAAUUUACGCGCCUUCUCCAGAAGGAUACACUUUUCACGGAGGAGCAAUUCUUAAUCAACAUGUCCAAAAUAGUGAAUAUCAUUUUUGAGUUUUUUCAAAUUCAGGACUUGUGUAAAAUUGCACACACGGAUAUUACCUUGCGUUUGGUGGAUUAUUUUUUUUUUCUUAUCAACGCGCAGGUGUAUACCUUUACAAAGGAAAGGGGCAGAAUGGAUGAGGAUGAGCGGCAACUGCUCUAUAACAAAUUGGUGUUCACUCAGAAUAGCUUGUCCUUCGUUUUGCACAGCUACGCAGACAACUGCGGUGAAGAGAAGAACCACGCGCAGCAAGAGGAAAAUUACUUUCUAAGAAUAACCGACGAGCUGCCCUUCAGUUUAACCAAUUUGAAAAAGAACAAGGCGCUGUUUUUACUCCUGUUCUGUAAAGUCAAGCAGAUCCUGAAUGCCAAAAAGGGGAUACUCGAAAUGCACGACCCGAAGAUGGUUCAGGCGUUGUUGGCUAACAACCCGCAUGUGUAUGAGGACGAGAAUUACGACGCGAUCCUCAACGAGUUUAAGUGA
Molecule: messenger RNA, 4380 nt
Organism: Plasmodium fragile
Lineage: Eukaryota; Apicomplexa; Aconoidasida; Haemosporida; Plasmodiidae
Exons: 2
Coding region: 1-4380 (1459 amino acids)
Source: RefSeq, a predicted model, not a curated record